CGCUCAGUGGCACUGAGCGAGUGACGGGUGAUUGUGUGUGCGGCUCGCCACUUCCCUCAGCUGAGGAAGUUCAUAGGACGACUUGUAGACUUGUAACUAUGUAGCUUCGCCCUUACAGUUGUUUUGAAAAUAUCAAUGCAGUGCAGUUGAUAGUACUGAAAUAGUACUCCAUGUUUUUACCGAGGUUAGUGGUGCGGAGAAUGUUGCAGAGUUGAUACAUGAAUGGAAGUUUUAGUACAAGCAAACAUUAGUUUGGCGACAACCACCUGUGAGUGUCUUGUGAUCGCGUAGUACUGCCCACAAGCGCUGGCAGGCCCCUGUGGUGAUGGGGGCCGCGCUGCACAUCCUGCUGCUCAUCGCUCACGCAGCCCUCGCCGCCGCCACCAAGGCAGCGUGGUUUUCGGAGUGGACGGUGGUGCGGGGCCAGGCGGAGCUGCCGUGUCUGGUGCCGCGGCCCACAGACCCCAACGACAAACCGCUGCUGGCCCUCUGGUACAAGGAGAACCAGCCCACCGUGCCCAUAUACAGCUAUGACACGCGGAGCAGCUCGUUCAGCGACGGGGAGCGCUGGACGGCGGAUGAAUAUUUUGGCACCCGAGCCUUCUUCCGCAUCAUGUCCGACCCACCGACGCUGGUGGUGGACGGCGUGCAGGUGGCGGACGAGGCUGUGUACACCUGCCGCGUGGACUAUAAGGUGCGCCCGUCCGCCAUCACCAAGGUCAACCUCACCGUUAUAGUGCCACCCGGGCCGCCCACCAUCGUCAACACUAACAACAACAGGGACCAGGUCAUCAACACAGUGGGGCCGCUGGAGGAGGGCGCGCACACAGAACUCACCUGCAAGUCAGCGGAGGGCUCGCCGACACCCACACUCACCUGGUGGCGCGACGGGGAGAGGCUGGACCAGCUGGUGACACUAAGUGAGAAGGGCGUGGCCAGCAGGAUCAGCGUGGUGGCGUCCCGGUCACUGCAGGGCGCUACUCUCACCUGCCAGGCACUCAACAACAACAUCACGGAGCCCUCGUCCACGUCCGUCACUAUCAACGUGCUGCUGAAGCCGCUAUCAGUGGAGAUCGUGGGGGACGUGGGCACGCUGUCUGCGGGGCGGCCGGUGGAGCUGGUGUGCAGGGCGGUGGGGUCACGGCCGCCAGCACGCAUCACCUGGUGGAGAGGAGCCCGCAACAUCACAGAAGUCACUCACACAGACAUGAACAACGGCAAUGUCACCACGGGCUCCAUCGUCUUCCGCCCCACGCGACACGACGACGGCCGCCACAUCCGCUGCAGCGCCGCCAACCCGUCCCUGGCGCACUCCAAGAUAGAGGACUCCGUGCUGCUCAGCGUUAGAUACAAGCCCGAGGUGGAGCUGGCUCUCGGCCCCGCCCUGGACCCCGAGGCCAUCAAGGAGGGCGAUGACGUGUAUUUCGACUGCACCAUCCACGCCAAUCCGCCCGCCAGACGCGUCACCUGGUUCCACAAUGGCGAGAUACUUGAGGCCAACAGGAGCGCGGGCCUGAUCAUCUCGGACCACAGCCUCGUGUUGCAGAAGGUGAGGCGGGAGCGUGCUGGCGUGUACACCUGCGCCGCCCACAACAGGGAGGGCAAGGGCGUCAGUAACAGUGUCAAGCUCAACGUAAUGUUCGCGCCGGUGUGCAGCAGCCCGGGGCGCCGCACCCAGGGCGUGGCCAGGAUGGAGAGUGCCAAGGUGGUGUGCCAGGUGGAGGCCUUCCCGCACCAGGUCAACUUUACAUGGCGAUUCAACGGGUCUUCUGAGGGCGAGGCGCUUCCCCUCCACGCCAUCAAGAGUCAAGGCACGUCCUCCAUGCUCAACUACACGGCCUCGAUGGAGCAGGACUACGGGACGCUUCUCUGCUGGGCUGCCAACAAGAUCGGCAUUCAGAAGGAUCCCUGCGUCAUUCAUCUGAUUCCCGCAGGCCCGCCAGACCCGCCACGCAACUGCUCCAUCGCCAACCAGACGAGCGAGGCGCUGGUGGUGGAGUGCACGCCGGGGUUCGACGGAGGAUUGCCGCAGCACUUUGUCAUGGAGGCGUGGGAUGAUGGGGCGCUGCUCUCCAACACCUCCAGCCUGGCGCCGGAGUUCGUGGUGCGCGGCCUGGAGGCGGGCAUGGGCGUCACCCUCAAGGUGCGCGCCACCAAUCCCCGCGGCCAGAGUGCGUCCAUCAACCUGGAGGCGGAUAUCAUGAAGGUCGCCGAGAAGCGCAUGGGACCCCCGGAGAAAGGCGUCCUCAUACCCCCGGUGGUGGGCGCGGUGGUGGGCGGUGUGGGCGCCGUCCUGGUGCUGGUAGUGGCGGGGCUCGUCCUUACCCACUACACUCACCGAUCACGCCCACAGAACCAAAGUAAAAGUGAGUCGCCGCCCACACUCACAAACGUGUAUGUGGGCGGCGGAGGCGACGGCUGCAGUGAAGACGCCCACUCCCUGAACAAGCCGGCCAACCCUGAUGUGGUGAGAGGCACAGGUCAGGAGGCUGGCGGACUGGAGGAGUCGGGGAGUGCAGGAGCGGGCGUUGGCACAGGUGUGGGCGCCCCUCGCUGUGUGGAAGCCGUGGCCAUCCUACAAGGCAACACCGUGGCGGGCGUCACCACCACGCUGCCCAACCCCAGUAAGGGAAUGGACGUGGAGUACGUGGAGGUGAUGUCCGGGGCCCCAGUCAGCUCUGGCAUCAGGCGCCGCGAGGAACCCGUUGUCUACACCAGCCUCGCCCCGCACUCGUACCAGCCUUACCCAGCGCACGUACCACAGAUGGUGGUGAACCCGAGGGACUACGGCCGCGACGCUGACUGUUGCAUGCCCACCACCACCUCCCUGCAUGACCUGGCCGGCGUGCUGCACCCCGCGCGAAGCCACCACUCCGCCGCGCAAGACAGGAGGCGCGAUGAGGGUGUCAACGUAUACGGGACCAUACGCCGCGGCGGUGACAGGGCGGGGGAGGGCGGCGCCCCUCCGCACCCUAGGGCAGUGGGCACCUUCCUGGCGACCAGUCACCAGGAGAGUGCCGUCUAAUAGUCGUCAUAUGUAUAAGUAAUCGUGCAUCACAUUCCAUUUGAUUCCUGUUUGACGGUGUAUAGCUACAAAGUUUACCCGUGUGUAGGUGCUUGUCACGCCAACUGCCUCAGCGCCAGGGACUCCGUCAGCGUCAGUGUGUGACGCUUCAGCCAGUCACUCCUGCAAAGACACUCACUCCUUCGCACCGACUCUGCAGUACACAGUGGUGGCGGCGGCGGCGGCGUGCUUUAUCAGGAAACGAAGAUAACAGACCCCAAGCAGAUCCCAAGACACCGCUCAGGGAACCUCGAAUGUUCCUCACGAGACGGAGCACAAACCAGCACAACGUUAUUUAAUGCGAGUUAUAGGAAAUUAUUUUUUAUUUGUUUCCUAUACUCAUGAAAUCAGGAAAUAAAAUGUUUUUUUAUACAUAUAUUUUUUAUUCUCAUUUGAUGUUAGUUUACUACAAAUUAGAAAUAUGUGAAAUAAAAAAAAAGCAGGCGGAGAUGUCAUUGUGCUCAAGACGAAACCUUUGUAAGACUAGUGUAAAUAUAGAAGGCAGUGUGACACAGCAGACAUCCACGAGACACACGUCGGAGACCACAGGUGUACUGUACCAGAACGAGACGAGGAUUGUGUAUCUUAAGACUUACGAGUGUUUGUUUGCCAAAUGACUUUACAAAAAGUGUACCAUGCUUGUAGACCAAUGAUGAUUUAUUGCGCGAACUAGAAACCAAGACUUAUGUGUAGCAAGCGACCAUAAGCUAUGUACCGAACGACUUCAAUAUUACGAAUUGCGUGGCAAGCGACUGAAGACCACGGAUGUUCCGAAGGGCUUAGUGGUUAGCGUGGGUAGCGUCCUCGCUCACCAGGCCAGGGCGUUGUGCUGCCGAGGGAGGGAGAGACUGCCGCCUCAUCACAGAGCUGAAGUGAUGUUGGUCAUCAUACACACAAACUUGCGAGAAAACAUUGAUAGGAACCUCCGCUACGAAAUAAGCGAUAUACUCACUCAUACACCACCACGCACACACCAGGACUGCAUAUACUAACGCCUCGUACCGAGUAAGAAUACACUCACCACCGCCAAGUACAUACCAACAUGAUGACACCACCACCACCACUACAUUAUACACCACAUUGCACAACUAACUGACCACACAUACCAUCACUCGAACUGUACAUGCAGUGUAAGCAUUAAUAAGAGAACACGGCGUCUAUCCAUCGAUGUUCACCACCACCACCACCUGCACCACCACCACCCUUGUCAUCUUAGUAGGCAGAUCUGUGUGUCAACAUCCUUUUCAUUUUACUCAUUCCCUACCUCAGUGUGAUUUUACAGUUAUAAAAAACUAAUAUAAAAAUCAGUGAUACUUGUCGAUUCCGAAUAAAACCGCCGUGAGAUUUAUGAUAUUAUGUGUAAAUGGAUUUAUAUUACAAUUGCGUCCCGUAUUUCAUUCCCAAGUUAUUGUGUAUCCAGGUUCCACCGCUGCACACAAGGGUUGCCUGGCUCUCUCUACCGGUGGCCGAGUUGUAGCGGUUUUAGCUUACUGGUGUAAUGAAGGAUCGCCUGUUCCAGAGUACCGAUAUACAGUACUGCAAUGUUGCCAGUCACAUCGUUUGACCCGGUACAUUAACAGCCCCGCUUCUCCCGGUACACUGAUAUUCUUGGCCCAAAUGUUAAUCGAGACAGUAGGAAUGAUCUCCUUUCCUAAAAUUCACCGGUACACACACUGAGUUCACGGUACACACACUGAGUUCACCGGUACAUUUCUCUUUCAAAGACUAAUCUAAAGAAAUUUUUCGCGACGUCUUUUUUUUCUCUCCGUCCUCGUGUCUUUUCUCAUGUAAUGGCGGGGAAAACUCUUGAAAUGCUAUCAGUUGAGAGAUAUUCAAGACACGCUAAGCCUCUGUGGCCUUCAGGAGACAGAAGAGUCGAGGGGAAUCUUGCAAACCUCACGCGCUAAAUGUCACUCGCCCAACACGGAGUCUGUCCAGUCCUUCCUUGAUAAAGAUUUGUAAAAGUAAAGAAUAACGCUGAACAGUUGGACUUACAACAGAGCUACAAAGAUUCAGAGGAACAGAUUAAAUAGACUGAAAUAACAUCUCCAGAAACAGAUUCUCCCCCUUUUUGAAAUUUCUUGACUUAGUUAAGAGUGGCAGUUUUUACUUAUUGAUUGAGCUCUUAACGAAAAUAAAAUUGAAGAAAAUACAAUUAGCGACUGAUUCAUUAUAGGCGACGUAAUAACUAAAGAUGGAUUCUUUCAUUUAUUUCUAGGCGCCGUAGUGGUUGAAGACUGACAGAUUUCAAGGCGCCUUUGUAACUGGACACUAGUAUAUGACGUCAUCUUCACUUGGCGCACAGGGAAAGGAAAGCAGAGGGUGAAACUACCAUUGCUGGCGCCUCUGUACGUAGACAACGAUGCGUCAAUGUAAAGGCUGAUAGAAUUCACUGAUCCAUGUGCUUUAAAUACGCCACUACAACAGGAUCACACACACACACACACACACACACACACACACACACACACCUGUUACGAGAUGAUUAUAAUGAAAUAAUUUAUACGAAAUAUAUUAAAUCUCAAGUAACAUUAAGUAAAGGUGAAGAAAUUUGUUAUAUUAAGCUCUAUGUAUUUUAUCUUGGAAAUGUUGAGUCAGACGAGGGCUGGAAGCUGUCUCUUAUCCACCCUAUUUCCUCAUGGCUUAUUGACUGUUUAUGUAUGUAUUGUAAAUAGGCGGGAGUGCAGAGCAGGGGAGAGAGGGAGGGAGGAGCCGCUCGCCACUGUGGUUCGCGGUCCACCACCAUCUUGUUGCCAAACAGAACUAAACUAAACUGGUCCCUACACAUCUCGAAACAAAAAUCUAACUCUUGUUUACGUGUACCGAUUUAGUUUGUGUAUAUAUGUAGAUGCAUAUAUGUUAAAACAUCCCGUUUAAAUACUGCACUAUAUAAAUCAUUAUACGUAUCUAACUGACGAACGCGGACGAGAGAGAGAGAGAGAGAGAGAGAGAGAGAGCUCACGUUGUGAUAGUGAGGUGAGGAGUCGCGCGUCCUGGACCUGUGCUGAGGUAGUGACUCAUGAAGCAUACGUAUAUAUAAACUUUUGUACAUCUUGAGACGAUUGUGAAAAUAUUUUUACAAUAAACCCGAACGUGA
Portunus trituberculatus (swimming crab) is the source of this 6161-nucleotide messenger RNA. RefSeq names its product nephrin-like. The transcript has 16 exons. Bases 326 to 3025 code for a protein of 899 amino acids. NCBI's taxonomy places the organism in Eukaryota, Metazoa, Arthropoda, Malacostraca, Decapoda, Portunidae. The record is from RefSeq and is a predicted model, not a curated record. Gene Ontology annotation, molecular function: protein binding.